AUGGGGAGGAGGGAGAAGAAGAGGGCGUGGCUAGGAGGCGGUGGAGUCGAGAUGAGGUUGAGGGCACGCUCAGCUGCGAUGACGUCGCGCGGCGAAGCAGGGGCGAUGGUCAAAGAACGGCGCAACCGCCGCUGGGCCGGGCACUGGAGGUGUCUGGAUGAUGGUCUGCACAGCACGCGGAGGGAGGCAGAGUCGCAAUUGAAGCAGCGCACGCUCAAUCAGGAGGCCGUCCCGCGAGUAGACGGGGAUAGUGGGCCGAUGGCACUCGCGAUGGGCGAGCAGCAAGUUUUUCGUGACGGGUGGUCAUGCAGGGUGCAGCAAGCGGGAGCAGGGACCGGCGAGUCUGCGAGAUAUUUAAGGGUGAGCCUCUUCGUCCUCUUCGUCCUCCGUCUUUCGGUCGUCAGCCAGAGUCAGUCACAGCUUCUGUCCCAGCCCCUCGUGGCAUCACCCGCCUCAAGUACCUGGCCGCCGGCUGCUGUCGCACCUGCUAGCUGGGAACAAAGCUGGCUCACGAGUCUGGAACGCCGCCACCAGCGCGGGCCCCUCGGAGCAUCUGCAGCUGUCACUGCUGGCCGCCUGCCGCCCAGCAUCUCGCGAAACGAGCCCCCGCGAAACGAGCCCCCGCAAAACGAGCCCUCGCGUAUACCUCCACGAUGGUCAUGUUUGCGGUGUAACGAGAGUGUUCUAGACAAGAUGCUUCUGACAGGUCGAGAUGGUCACGGAGACCCGAGGUUACCCCCAGGAUGA
Molecule: messenger RNA, 747 nt
Organism: Mytilinidion resinicola
Lineage: Eukaryota; Fungi; Ascomycota; Dothideomycetes; Mytilinidiales; Mytilinidiaceae
Exons: 1
Coding region: 1-747 (248 amino acids)
Source: RefSeq, a predicted model, not a curated record